This is a messenger RNA of Sinocyclocheilus anshuiensis, 2032 nucleotides long. RefSeq names its product gastrula zinc finger protein XlCGF46.1-like. The coding region runs from base 219 to 1769 and encodes 516 amino acids. Gene Ontology annotation, molecular function: DNA-binding transcription repressor activity, RNA polymerase II-specific; RNA polymerase II cis-regulatory region sequence-specific DNA binding; DNA-binding transcription activator activity, RNA polymerase II-specific. The record is from RefSeq and is a predicted model, not a curated record. Gene Ontology annotation, biological process: regulation of immune system process; regulation of cytokine production; negative regulation of transcription by RNA polymerase II. Lineage: Eukaryota; Metazoa; Chordata; Actinopteri; Cypriniformes; Cyprinidae. Gene Ontology annotation, cellular component: nucleoplasm; nucleus. The transcript is spliced from 16 exons.
GACGUUGCAGCCAGUGUGCGCGUUCUCGUGGAGCUUUUCCGGUGGCGUUUCCUGUGUUUGUAAACUGACUCGAGUUAGAAUAAAAGAGCGAAAUUGAGCAGCACUAAGAAAAGACAUUGCUGCCCCAUGAUAGAGUCCGCUGAGACUUGUGUGACACUUGGUCCAAACUGACGUCUCAUCUACACAUCUCGCCUGUCUCUCAACCGCUGUCCUCCACCAUGUCACACAUACCCGGCAGCUCGGUCCGGGACCACAUGAAAUGGGCAGGGCUGUUGGGAUGUGAAGCGGUGCUGUCCAGCAUGGCUCUGAUGCAGGCCAGUUCCAUCGCUGCUCCUAAGAGAAUGAUGUCGCCGUUGGGUCCGGCUUCAGGCCACGGUUCAGCCCAGAGGGAUGCACAGGACCGUGGGACGCAAGGACACAUGGUCUUACCAACGAGCAUGACCUGCCCUCCACUGCUUCUGCGGAAGGAGGCUGAUUUUACAGCUCCCCGACUGCUGGAUGAGAAGGAAAUGAGACCCAAUGAAGACAUGCAUGCAAUGAAGAAAAAGAACAGGAAGUCAGGAACACCCUCAAAAGUGAGAGAGCAGGAGGGGCAAGCAGGGAAGACGGUUGUGGAUGAAAAUGGUAAUUGUCCACUUUCAAAAGUCCAGAAGAACUUUAUCUGUGAUCACUGUUACGGGGCCUUCAGGAGUGGAUACCACCUGAAGAGACACAUUCUCAUUCAUACUGGAGAAAAGCCGUUUGCUUGUGCCGUGUGUGACAUGAGAUUUAUUCAGCGUUACCACUUGGAGCGACACAGCCUCACUCACACUGGGGUGAAGCCGUAUGCUUGUUCCAUGUGUGACAUGCGGUUUUUCCAACGCUACCACUUGGAGAGGCACAGCCUCACUCAUACUGGGGUCAAACCAUAUGCUUGCACCAUGUGUGACAUGAGAUUUUUCCAAAGAUACCACCUUCAGCGACACAGCCUCAUUCAUACGGGAGUGAAGCCGUAUGCUUGUUCCAUGUGUGACAUGAGGUUUUUUCAGCGUUACCACCUGCAGAGACACAGCCUAACCCAUACGGGGGUGAAGCCAUUUGCUUGCACAAUGUGUGACAUGAGGUUUUUCCAACGCUACCAUCUCCAGAGACACACCAUCACCCAUACGGGGGUGAAGCCGUAUGCUUGUUCCAUGUGUGACAUGCGUUUUUUCCACCGUUACCAUCUGCAGAGACACAGCCUCACUCACACUGGGGUGAAGCCUUAUGCUUGCACCAUGUGCGACAUGCGUUUUUUCCAGCGUUACCAUCUACAGAGACACAGCCUCACCCAUACGGGGGUGAAGCCGUAUGCUUGCUCGAUGUGUGACAUGAGGUUUUUUCAGCGUUACCACCUGCAGAGACACAGCCUCACUCAUACGGGGGUGAAGCCGUAUGCUUGCUCAAUGUGCGACAUGCGGUUUUUCCAACGUUACCACUUGGAAAGACACAGCCUCACUCAUACUGGAGAGAAGCCGUUUGCUUGUGACAUGUGUGACAUGCGGUUCAUUCAGAGGUACCAUCUGGAGAGACACAAGCGUGUUCACAGUGGUGAAAAGCCUUACCAGUGUGAGCGCUGCCAGCAGAACUUCUCACGGACAGACAGACUGUUGAGACAUCGGCGAUUGUGUCAGGGUCGCGGUGUGGCAAAAGUCGAGGCCCAGCCAUGCUCUUUCACCCAGGAGCCUCCCGCAGCCCCUCCGUCCACGUGGAGUCCUCUACACCCCGCCCCGGGCCGACUCGCUGUCUGACACCAUACUCUUUAGACGAGCCCUGAGACGACAGCACACCCAGAGGAACACUGUGGCUCCACCUGCUGACAGAGAGAUGCGCUACAGACAGGAUGAGGGGAAAUUCCCCUCUUUUGUUUCUUUAUUUAGAAACAAACAUCAUUGAGGGUUGUUUUAUACUUUUUGGUAAUAUAUUAUGGGGUUAGAAGGGGUUGUAUGGUACUUUUAAGAGGUGCGGAACAAAAAACACACCUAACAUGGGAAUUUCAUGUUACUAACCAAAA